UUGAGUGGUGAAGGGAAAAUGAAUAUAGUGGUGAUGGUAAUCGUGGGAGUGGGUUUGUGGAGUGUGAGAGGAGGUGCACAACAAGUUCCAUGCUACUUUAUUUUUGGGGACUCAUUGGCAGAUAGUGGGAACAACAACAACCUCUGGUCAUAUGCUAGGGCCGAUUAUCUGCCUUAUGGGAUUGACUUCAGUUUUGGCCCAACUGGAAGGUUUUCCAAUGGCAAAACUCUUGUUGAUAUAAUAGCUGAAAGAUUGGGGUUGAGCAGCUACAUAGCUCCAUUUUCAAGAGCCAAUGAUAGAAACAUAUUUUCUGGAGUCAAUUAUGCUUCUGCAGGUGCCGGAAUUAGUGACGAAACUGGGCAGCACCUGGGAGGCCGUACCAAUUUUAGAGGGCAGGUGCAAAACCACAUAAGGACAGUGUCCUAUAUGUUAAAUUUACUGAGAGAUGCCAACAGAACUGAGGUUUAUCUGAAAAGGUGCAUUUAUUCAAUUGGAAUUGGCAGUGAAGAUUACCUUAACAACUAUUUUUUGACUCAACUCUAUCGCACCAGCACUCUAUACCCACCAGAUCGAUUUGCUGAUCUUCUUAUUCAACAAUAUGCUCAAUUCCUCAGGGUUCUGUACAACUACGGGGCAAGGAAAAUGUUGUUAUUUGGGGUUUCUCCAAUAGGUUGCAGCCCUUAUGCAUUGGCACAAAACAGCCCAGAUGGUAUAACAUGUGUGGAAACAUUGAAUUCUCCAAUUCAAUUAUUCAACAGCAGAGUGAGAUCUAUGGUUGAUCAACUCAACACCCAGUUGCCGAAUGCAAAAUUCACCUAUAUAAACGUUUAUGGUAUCUUUCAAGACAUAAUACGUAACCCAUCAAGCUUUGGUUUCAGAGUGGUAAAUGCUGGGUGCUGUAGGGUAGGAAGGAACAGUGGUAGAGUUACAUGUCAGUCACUUCAACAACCAUGCUCUAACAGGAACGAGGUGUUGUAUUUUGAUGCAUACAAUCCAAGUGAGGCUGCCAAUACUAUCAUCGGUAGGAGAGCUUACAACGCUCAAUCUUCAUUAGAUGCUUACCCUUCUGAUAUCAGUACCUUGGCUAGGUCCUAAUCACCUUUUAGUUCUGCCAAAAAUCUCUAGUAAUUGCAAUAACCUGUGUCCAAAACCAUAUUCUAUUGCUUAAUCAGAAUCUUCUUUAACAUUUAAUUGAAAACUUUGUCGUCCUUUGGAUUAAAAAGGACACAGUUAGAGAUUUGCGGCUUUAUAUUACCAACUGUGAUUUAUCUUAGGCAAUUUC
This is a messenger RNA of Vigna umbellata (rice bean), 1282 nucleotides long. RefSeq names its product GDSL esterase/lipase At1g29670-like. The record is from RefSeq and is a predicted model, not a curated record. Gene Ontology annotation, molecular function: hydrolase activity, acting on ester bonds. NCBI's taxonomy places the organism in Eukaryota, Viridiplantae, Streptophyta, Magnoliopsida, Fabales, Fabaceae.